AUGUCUGAGAAGAGAUUUCGUACUGAAGAAGUUCUUGCUAACAUUAUGGCAGAUGAAAAUGUGGAUUUUGAAGAAUCUGAUGAUGAAAUUGAAGAAUUUGAGCGUUUAGCUGACGCAACAGAUGCAAUUACGGAUUCACAGACUCCAGUUGAUGUAGUGUUGCUUCCUCCUACGAAGGUAGACAGCAUUUCAGAUGAAGAGAUGAUAGAUGAUGACGAUUUGCUGCCAUCAAACAUGCCAAAUGAAGUUCCUGGAAGAGUUGGUGUUCUUUUAGAACAAGCAGACGCACGUAAUGAUGUUGGAUUACAAAAAAAAGAUAAAAAAUGUAAGAAGCCAGAACCAAAAUGGACCAAAAAAAUAAAUUUCACUGGAAAAUCAUCAACAGGAACACCAGAAAAAAUAAGAUCAAAAUAUCCAGAAUUAUGUUCCAAAUCACCAUAUCAUCUUUUCAAACUUUAUUAUGACAAUGAGUUGAGGGAUAUGAUAAUGUUCCCAAAUGGGAACAUGGUAGUUGAUGUGCCCAUUGUUCCCAUUUGGGAACACGCCGCCAUUUUGUUACAAAUAAUAAAAUCCAAAAAAAUACUUGUGCUAGGGUCUCAUAUUAGGUAUAGCUACCUAACUGAAAAAUUUGAUACUUUUUGGUAG
This is a messenger RNA of Helobdella robusta, 645 nucleotides long. RefSeq lists its product as hypothetical. The transcript is spliced from 2 exons. The coding region runs from base 1 to 645 and encodes 214 amino acids. The record is from RefSeq and is a predicted model, not a curated record. NCBI's taxonomy places the organism in Eukaryota, Metazoa, Annelida, Clitellata, Rhynchobdellida, Glossiphoniidae.